AUAGCAAAAGAAUGUCUCGAGGAAGGUAACAAGAAAUACAAACAAGGAGAAACUAAGGAGGCGAUAAACUUCUACACGGAAGGACUUCAAGUGAACUGCGAUGAUAUACGGCUGAACGCCAAGCUUUACAGCAACAGGGCAGCAGCUUAUUUCCAUUUGGGUAAGAAUUGUUUUUGAAACUUCUAAAAUCUUUACGUAGCUGAAAUAACGAAAUACAUAAUCUGUAUCCAUUUCAAACAGGAUUUUAUCCACUCCUGUUGUCUUUCCUGCGCUUUGUGCAUCUUUCCUCACCUCAUUACCCAAAUGAAAUCGACAAAAUGAACAUUUCAUGUAUAACAAACACGCAGAAAUGCUCCCUAAAAGAAACAAUUCUUAAGUAAUCUUUCAGCGCAUUUUUGGGAAGUUCUUAUCGUAUUUUUUAAUAAUCCAAGAUUGUAGCCCUCUUCCACGGCAUUACGUCCAACCUCGCCAAUCGAGUGAAUCACAUUUGUGCAAAUUGCUUGUGACCUGUUGAGGUUUUCUCAUGGAUAUUUAAUAUCGCUCACGUGUGGUUUCGAGUCCAGAGGAGACAUUUUCAUUGAGAGUGAGGUUGGAAUCAUUAGCACGUGUGACAUUAAUAAUGAUAUCGGAGAUUUGAAUGGUAAAAGUUCGGCAUAAGGCGUGGGCCAAAAGGGAGAUCUCAUUGUCAAAUGCUACAUAGCAGAAUUAGUCAAAAUUUUCGAGUUUAGAACUCGCUCUAAAUAACAGCAUUCUGAGAAUCGUAGGAUUUUGUUAGCUAUACAACAGAGAUAAUGGCUCGGAGUUUUCCUCAGUUACGAACUGAAAAUUUUUCAAAUUGCAGACGUUGAUUUUGAAGCUUCAAGGGGAUCGACGCAUUAAAGGGUCUUACAAGUUAAGAUAAACAGAAGCUAUAAAAAACGGAAUUUCCAAAUCCAAAUCAUCUGUUCAUCUUUAUUUAGAUGUUCAAGGUUGCAUGGAACACCACGAAAUUUUUUUGUUCUUAUUACUAAGCAUAUCGUUUCCUAACGAAAAUUUUUAGUUGAAAGUUUGGAAUAUCGUAGUCAGAGAAUGUGGAUAUAAGUCGGCUUUCUCAGCCUGAGAAGCCAAGUGCUGCUUUCUUUGAUAUUUAUACCUUAAACGAAAUCUUUGAUGUGCGUAGAAUUACCCAACAUGAACUCUCAGUAUAAGUUGCCCGUGACUCAUGCAGUUUCCAAUUUUAAAAUAUCCAUGGCCAACGGGCAAGUGGCAAAAACCGGAUGUGGUGCUGGCUAAUUAAGUAUUAUCAACUAAGUACAUGACGUAAAUUGGUGGGAAUAGUCUCGUGACCAUAUUCCCACCAAUAGCGUAGCUCUAUUUUAUGCAUAUAACGACACACACAACCCACAAUUCCUCCAAUCGCUCUGACGAAGGGCUAACGCUCGAAACGUAAGCUUUUAAACUCUUUACGGUGGUCAGUUUACGUUAUCAACUCAGUGAAUUAUACUAAAUCACCCUGUUAUAUUCUCCGACCCACGCAGCACCACAGUUUCUUUAGAAGCUUGCCCCCUUUAAAAAUCGUUCACGCAGUUUCCAUGGAAUAGUCUCUAUUUGUCUAGGAAAUCACAUGAUUUCGAGUGCUAUUUGAGACAAAUUAACGCAAGUAAAUUUUUCAAAGGCUGGCCAAAUUGCACGAGCACGUAGGGCGAGUGCAAUUUGUUGUCGUUAAAAUUUACGAGUGCUAAUUUGUUCUAAACUGCACGCAAAAAAAUCAUGUGAUUACUAGUUAAAAUAUACGAGCAAAAAUAUGACUCUGUUUUCCUUUUUAGCUAUCUUUAGUUCGUGUCAUGGCUCGCCAAUUGUUGCCAAAGUGGUUGGGCUUUUUCCUCAAUAAUUUUCUUCAAACUUUUUAAACCUCUAUAGAGAAUAAUUGAGUGUUUGUACCAUCACACGAAAGUUAUCACUCUCGUAAUCUCCCCCGUCUUUCGUGCAAAAUGUUGCGUAAAACUCAUCGAUAAUUUUAACAAGGGCCUCCGGUUUAUACUUUCAUAUCCGUUCUUGGAAGCCAGACUGGUAGCCAGUUGUUGUUCCUUUGUUGUGCGUUUUUAGUUUUAGCAUUCUCCCUCAAACUUUGAGUUAAAACGUAGCUACUUUCUUCAUUAUGUUUUGUUUUGCUUUCGCGGCUUACCGGUCAAUUAAUUUAACUUAAACUUUCUGUACUCAAUUUCAACUUUCUACUCUGUUUGGGAUUAAUUGACGUGCUCUCAGCCAAUAAGCAUGCUGAAAUUUUUGCAUGUGUAUCACUAACACGUGCGACGACGACUUACAAGAAAUUAUUGAAUUCCACAGAAAACUACGAAGAAUGUCUUGAUGACGCAACAGUUGCUGUUUAAUUGGAACCCACUUUGAUCAAAGCGAUAAAGAAAGGUGCGUAUUUCAGCUAUGAGUCAUCUAAUCUCUUUUCUGAGAUUUCCUCCGAGGGAACUGUAUAGAUUAAGGCAGUUGAUUGUACCUCGGGCGUCAAUGAUAUCUGACGGAUCAAUAUCUGCCACGUAAUUAAAAAGUGCAAAAUGGCCAGUAAGCUUUAACUCUUUAACUUCCAAGAUCUGAGUGUUAAUUCUCCCCUCUGCUACUACAUUUAUCCUUGUAAAUUAGAUAUGAGAAUUUCGUGUAAGAUCAAGAUAACAACCUCUACCUGAUAUGUUUGAAUAUUCUCAUAUCCCUGUUUGCUGGAUAAUGUAAGAAUGUUAUAGGGAGAAAUUUCAUGUUGAUCACUUCCGGGAGUUGAAGAGUCAAACAACCUAUAUUGGUAGCCACUUUGCUCUAGCUCCAGUAUUUAAAAUUUCCUUUAUUAUCACAAUUAUUUUCCAAACCAAGUCAAAACCUAUCGCCAAAUUCACAACAAAGCUUAAACAUGAUUUAAAGCUGUUUUCUUUAACACGGUUUGAUUUUUGUUCUUCAUAGAAGCUCCAAGAACCAAUGUUUAUCGACUUAAAAUGUAACACAUUUAAAAUACAAGUUAGCGAUUACUUAAAUCCUAUGGAAAAUUCAGCUUUUCAGUUCUCUGUUUCUGAUUUUCACUCAGAAAACCCUGUUUUACUAAACAUGUUUUGUUAGUGUGAAUGGGGUAUAAGUCGAUUUUCUGGAGACAUUUAGAUGUGGAAUUGGUAGUGAAUUAAUUACCUUGUGACGCUUAUUAUUACCCUCUCAGGAGCCAGUGCUUGUGUCGAGCUAUCCUUGUUUGAGGAGACAAGGAGCUGGUUGCGUAUGGGAUUGGCCGUAUCCUUUGACGAGUCUUUCAAACCUAAAUACGUGAGGCAAUGCAAGCAGUGCUCACUAACACCUAUUAGAAACUACAAUAUUUUCAAAGAUCAUUUCGAUUAUUCCACAAAACUUUACUGAACAGAAGGGACCAUAAUAUUGAAAUCGCAGAGAUUAAACUGAAUGCUCCUCAUCCGUGUCACUCCAAGAAAUUAGUAGGACGCCCGAAAUUAAACACAUAAUUGCGCUUAGAAAGCUUGUCAAUACUCACUCCAACAAGAGCAUUGUUAAGAUAGCAAAUCAUCCAAAUAAAUCCACGUUAGACAUGUACGUCCAAUUCCGAGGUUUUUAAUAGGGACCGCGAGAGAUUUUUCUAAAUUAAAUGAUCUUCCAGGGAUGUUGCCAAUACCCGCAAACUGUGUGACUCAUUGAGAGAAAUUCUCCUUCUUUCUCAGUAAAUAAUCUCUUCAGAUUCGUAUCAAAUUUCUUGACCUCGUGGCUCAAAAUAUUCGGACUGAAUCCUUUCGCUUCAGCCCACUUUUUUCAGACUGUAGGCCACAUCGUGCCUUUCUUGAUGUUUUAUUUGCUGCGUUUUCUUUACUCUCCUGCAGUUCUUUCGCCUCACAAUUGGAAAUUAUUUCAGCCAUUGUUUCAAAAUUAAAAACAAAAUAAUUUUAUCUACCAUUGAAAAUGCUACUUUUACAUAUAAGUGUUUGAAAUUUUACUGAAAUACUACUGCUCCUAGCCAGUCACAUACAAAAAAUUUCCCAACCGGUUGUAUGAUAUUCUCGUUAUUAUUAUUGAAACUUUCUCACGUCCAAUCAUCAGCCAUUUAUUCUUAACCCGUUUCAAGACUGACAAGAAAAAAAAACUUCUGUUUCAAGUAGAGAGAGGAAAAGCCAAAGAGGGAAUCCGUUGUAUCCAUCUUGGAAUAGCUUAUUAUGAUAUAGAACAGUUCAAGACGGCAAUCGAGUACUGUCAACGUGGUCUAGAAAUUGCUAAAGAAGUGGGAGACAAGGUCAGAGAGGGACCGAGUUAUGGCAUUCUCGGCUGCGCUUAUAAUGGUCUAGGACAGUUCAAAACAGCAAUCGAGUACCAUCAACGUGGUCUAGAAAUUGCUAAAGAAGUGGGAGACAAGUUCGGAGAGGGAACAAGUUAUCGCAAUCUCGGCCUCUCUUAUAAUACUCUAGGAAAGUUCUAAACAGCAAUCGAGUUCCAUCAACGUGGUCUAGAAAUUGCUAAAGAAGUGGGAGACAAGGCCGGAGAGGGAAGAAGCUAUGGCAAUCUCGGCUGCUAUUAUCAUAGACUAGGACAGUUCGAAACAGCAAUCGAGUACCAUCAACGUAGUCUAGAAAUUGCUAAAGAAGUGGGAGACAAGGUCGGAGAGGGACCGAGUUAUGGCAAUCUCGGCUGCGCUUAUUGUAGUCUAGGACAGUUCAAAACAGCAAUCGAGUACCAUCAACGUGGUCUAGAAAUUGCUAAAGAAGUAGGAGACAAGGCCGGAGAGGGAAAAAGUUAUGGCAAUCUCGGCUGCGUUUAUUAUAGUCUAGGACAGUUCAAAACAGCAAUCGAGUACCAUCAACGUGGUCUAGAAAUUGCCAAAGAAGUGGGAGACAAGGCCGGAGAGGGAACAAGGUAUGGCAAUCUCGGCUGCGCUUAUUGUAGUCUAAGACAGUUCAAAACAGCAAUCGAGUUCCAUCAACGUGGUCUAGAAAUUGCUAAAGAAGUGGGAGACAAGGCCGGAGAGGGAACAAGGUAUGGCAAUCUUGGCGGCACUUAUGAUAGUCUAAAACAGUUCAAAACAGCAAUCGAGUACCAUCAACGUGGUCUAGAAAUUGCUAAAGAAGUGGGAAACAAGGCCGAAGAGGGAAGAAGUUAUGGCAAUCUCGGCUGCGCUUAUUAUAAUCUAGGACAGUUCCAAACAGCAAUCGAGUACCAUCAACGUGAUCUAGAAAUUGCUAAAGAAGUGGGAGACAAGAACAGAGAGGCAUUAUCACUCUCUUUUCUUGGAAAAAGUUUUGAGUGUCAAGGUAAACUAAGGAGGGCUUUUGACUUCUUUCACUCAAGUGUAGAGGUGUUCGAUAGUAUCAGUGCGAGUCUGCAUUUCAACGAUCAGUGGAAGAUUACUUAUCGUGAUCAGCAUAAGAGUGCAUACGUAGGCUUUUGGCAUAUAAAUCUAAUCCAAGGUGAAGUUGUUAAGGCUCUUCUUGCCGCAGAGAAAGGACGUGCUCAAGCUCUGAGAGAUCUCCUAACCUCAACAUAUCAACCCGAAGAUUUUUCAAGGAAAAGCGCUUCGUUCGUUUUCCUUAGUUUUGUUCCAUCAAGUACAAUUUUUAUAGCUAUCAAUGGACCUUAUGUUCACUUCUGGGUUUUCCUUGGCGACGAUAAUAUCCAGUCGAGAAAGGUACAUGUGAACAAUUAUAAGUAUGAAGAGGAAUUGGAAUUUUUCAUCGAGCAACUGAACAAAACUGCCUUGAAAGAGAUCGGUGCAAGAGAUGCUGUUACAUGCGAAAAUCCUCCUCAUUACUCGCCGAAACCGGAGGAAGUGUCGCACGAUAUGGUUCAAGUUGAUGUAAGGUUCUCACAAUCAAGUGCUCUACAGAAGCUUUAUGACAUCAUCUUUACUCCUAUUGCUGAUCUGAUCAAAGGCAACGAGCUUACAGUUGUUCCUGAGGGUCCAUUUUGUCUUGUGCCUUACGCGGCAUUGGAGGACUCGAAUUCAACUUAUCUCAGUGAUUCAUUCAGAAUUCGUGUGCUUCCUUCUCUGACGACCUUACAACUAAUUAAUGAUUCCCCAGCUGAGUUCCACAUGAAGAGUGGUGCAUUGCUUGUUGGCGACCCAUGUUUCAAAGAGAUCAUUUAUCAAGGAAGACGUUUGGUACAACUUUCGGGAGCAAGGAAAGAAGCGGAGAUGAUUGGACGAAUUCUCAGUAUUUCCCCCCUCACUGGAGAGAUGGCAACAAAAGGAGAAGUGUUAAAACGACUGUCAUCAGUGGCUUUGGUACAUAUUGCAGCGCAUGGUAAAAUGGAAACUGGGGAAGUUAUCUUGGCACCAAACACUACGAGAGAAACCACUCAGCCUGAAGAAAAGGACUAUCUACUGACGAGGAAAGAUGUCCUGGAAGCUGGUCUGCGAGCACAACUGGUUGUUCUAAGCUGUUGUCACAGUGCUCGUGGGGAAGUCAUGGCCGAGGGUGUGGUCGGCAUCGCCCGAGCAUUCCUGGGUGCGGGAGCUAGAUCUGUUGUGGUAGCCUUGUGGGCGUUAGAUGACGAAGGAACCCUGGAGUUCAUGAGUUUCUUUUACGAUGCACUUGCUGAAGGCAAGAAGUCAAGUGAAGCUCUAAAUCAGGCCAUGAGAUGUAUGAGGGAGUCUGGAACGUUCAAGGAGGUGAAGUACUGGGCACCAUUUGUACUCAUUGGUGAUGACGUCAAACUUGAUAUCAAGGAAAUUUAG
Molecule: messenger RNA, 6691 nt
Organism: Pocillopora meandrina
Lineage: Eukaryota; Metazoa; Cnidaria; Anthozoa; Scleractinia; Pocilloporidae
Source: the annotation of a GenBank genome assembly